Messenger RNA from Monodelphis domestica (gray short-tailed opossum), 1908 nucleotides. RefSeq lists its product as uncharacterized. The record is from RefSeq and is a predicted model, not a curated record. NCBI's taxonomy places the organism in Eukaryota, Metazoa, Chordata, Mammalia, Didelphimorphia, Didelphidae.
UCUGAGUCAGAAAAACCCAGUCUUGCUCAGGGUGUCUAAGGAAGCAUACCUAUUUCCUUUGCAUCCCAAGAUGUUGUCCUCUCAGGAGAGAGUACUGUUUUUCUGAAACGGAUUUAAUUUUUAUUGGAGACUCAGUCCUGUAGUUUUCCACUGUGGAAGAAGCUUACUACCACUAAGACCACAAGUGGGAACUGAUUGGGCUGUAAUUCCUGAUCUCAGGAGCAUUUAAAGAUCCUUAUUUUUUCUUCUUCUUAGGUUCUUAUUGGAAAUCCUUCAGUGGAGGAAUGGUGAGAAGAUACCGGCUAUUUCCAGAGGCAUCCCUGGUCCAGCUGCCUCCAAAAGGUUUUUGUCAACAGUCCCCGUUUGUGCAGUUACCAUGUCCUCCUCAUAGGGUAGCUCCAUCAUGGCAUCUAGACCGCCAGUUCAGGAUCAAUUCAUCAGUCAUACCUUGUCAGAGAGCUUCAUCUGCACAGCUACCCUGCCCCAGUGGUCAUCCCCACCAUCCCCACCGUCCCUACCAGGAUGACCUUUUCCACUGUGACCAUCUUUACCGUCGAUCAACAGCAAUACCAUUAUCUUAUCUGAAGAAUAUGUCAUCUUCAAGCCCUAAACUACAUGGUAGUUCCCCUGUCUUCCAAGAUUUCAAGGCAAAGUCAGAGCCCCCCCGGGUAAAAUCAGAUUUUGAAACUCCACUGGACCCCAAUCAGGUUGAGGAUUCAUCACACUCUUACCUAAAGGCACUGACUCCUUCAGUCAGUGAUCACUUUCCCAAGGUUUUAAAGAGCUAUGAUGAUUUGGAGGUAUCUUCAGCUGUAACUAUCCCUUCUCAAUUAUGCCCAUUGCCACCUUUUUUUCCAUCACCAACUCCUCCAUCUCCACCAUCAAUGAAGACACCACCAUUGCCACAAAAGCAGUCACCAGCAGUGCCACCACCACCACCACCACCUCUAUCACCACCACGACUAAAAACAUCCCUAUUUGGGUCCCAGUCUCAGACCAGAUUUCAGCCUCAGACUCGAUCUCUACAUCUUCAUUCAGCUUUAUUUCCAUCUAAACCUCCAAAGCAACUUCUAUCCUUUGAUGCCCAGAGGACCAAGAAACAGGCUGUAGUUCCUUUCCAUGGAGCAUGUAGGGCUAAAACUGCCUGUGCAAGAACUUCAUUGCAGCCAGUAUGUCCCCAAAGUCCCUGGGCUUUUAAGAGGAAGGAACCCCGGUUAGGAAACUAAAGCCCCAUAUCAUCAGGGUCAUCACUUGAGGGUUGUUACUGCCAUGUUAGAAUGUUUACACCUAAACCAUAAAGCCAGGUUUAUGUCAUCUCCAUUUGAAUGCUGUUCCAGGGUCAUAGCCUUGAAAACCACCAACUUGCCCAAGAACAAAGUGGUUAAGGCAUUGCAUCCUGACCCUCUCUGCUGGGGAUAGUUAAAAUGUUAUGAUUCUCUGAACAUUCUCCAGGACCUCAAAAUCUAACCCAAAUGACAAAGAUACAUAGAAGAGUGCUCACUUCCUGCUUCAUCAAUUGCAACUUCAAUACUUCCCAUUUACUAUACAGGACCCCAAAUGCUUGGGCACCAUGUACAUUCAUGCAUGGACUCUGUUAUUCACAGGCACAGGUCAUCUCAUCUCCACUUUACCACCAGGCUAGAGCAGUGGUUAUACCAUCACCAGAUUAGGAACCAUGGAAGCCUUAUCAUUCAGGCCUGGAACAUUGGGCUCAGAUCAACCUUACACUUUUUGCUGGUUCAACAAAUAAAGGUUAAGGGUCUACAAGAGCCUAAUUAUAAGACCAAGGAUAAAAAGUGAGCCACAGAAAUGACCUAUCAGGCUCUACCUGCAUCAGUUAUGACUAUUAAGCUGAAAUUUUCAUGGACUUCAACCACCAAGUCAUAAAUAUAUCAAUUGCCUUGGUCA